AUGUCUACCCUGCGGAUCCGGCUUCUGGUGGCUCUCAUUCUUCUUGCUGUGGCACUCCAGACAUCGGAUGCAGGUCCCUAUGGUGCCAACGUGGAAGACAGCAUCUGCUGCCAGGACUACAUCCGCUAUCCCCUGCCAUCACGUGUAGUGAAGGAGUUCUUCUGGACCUCAAAAUCCUGCCGCAAGCCUGGCGUUGUUUUGAUAACCAUCAAGAACCGGGAUAUCUGUGCUGACCCCAGACUGCCCUGGGUGAAGAGGAUUAUCCAUAAGCUGGCCUACUGAAGAGAGCCUGAUGGCCAUGGGCGUGGUCUCUCCAGGAAGGCUCAGCAAGCCCUAUCCCAUUGCCAUCCCAGCAAGAGCCUUGCCAACAAUGCUGCCUUCGCUCACCACCAUGCCCUGGGCUGUCACUCUGUCAGGCCUCUUGUCCCUCCACCUCCCCUCCAACCUCUCUAACCCAUCCUCUUCCAAUAUGGCAGCUGAGGGAGCACAUUCAGGCCCACCCUUUCCCAGAAUCCCCUCCUCACUGCUUUAGAUGAGGCCGCAGCCCUUGCUUUGGUGUCCUGGUCCUGCAGAUCUGGUAUCUUCCCUCUCCCCAGUCUAGGGAAGACCAAAAUGUUUCAAGUCUGUGCUACUCAAUUCCACUUCCCUGGAGGUUGUUGAUACUCAAAUGUUAUUCAUGCUACUUGCACUGGUCCAGUGCCCCUCAACUCGCAGGCUUCAGUCAAUCCCAGUGGGCACCCACCUAGCCUCUACCGUCUCUCAGUAGAAUCCUCAGGGAUUCAUGCUGGCCCACCAGGCCCUGCGGUUAGGCCAAGGUCCC
Molecule: messenger RNA, 820 nt
Organism: Cricetulus griseus (Chinese hamster)
Lineage: Eukaryota; Metazoa; Chordata; Mammalia; Rodentia; Cricetidae
Source: RefSeq, a predicted model, not a curated record